CGUAAGAUGGCGGCCGGGGAGACGGUGAAGGUUGCCGCCGGCCCGUCCGGGCUCUAGCCCGCCGUCUCCCCGCGCCCCGGCAGCCGGCGCAUGGCCCGGCGGAGGCCCGGAGCAUGGACCUCCGCAGCGCCGUGUACAAGGCGGCCGGCGCCGGCAAGCUGCAGCUGCUGCAGAAGCUGCUGAGCGGCCGGAGCCGGGAGGAGCUGGAGGAGCUGACGGGCGAGGUGGCGGGCGAGGGGACGCCGCUGCUCAUCGCCGCGCGCCACGGCCACCUGGACGUGGUGGAGUACCUGGUGGACCGGUGCGGCGCGAGCGUGGAGGCGGGCGGCUCGGUGCACUUCGAUGGCGAGACCAUCGAGGGCGCGCCGCCGCUCUGGGCCGCCUCGGCCGCCGGUCACCUGGCCGUGGUGCGCAGCCUGCUGCGCCGGGGGGCGUCGGUGAACCGCACGACGCGCACCAACUCGACGCCCCUGCGCGCCGCCUGCUUCGACGGCCACCUGGAGGUGGUGCGCUACCUGGUGGGCGAGCACCAGGCCGACCUGGAGGUGGCCAACCGGCACGGCCACACGUGCCUCAUGAUCUCGUGCUACAAGGGUCAUCGCGAGAUCGCGCGUUACCUGCUGGAGCAGGGCGCGCAGGUGAACCGGCGCAGCGCCAAGGGCAACACGGCCCUGCACGACUGCGCCGAGUCCGGCAGCCUGGAGAUCCUGCAGCUGCUGCUCGGCUGCCACGCGCGCAUGGAGCGCGACGGCUACGGCAUGACCCCGCUGCUGGCGGCCAGCGUCACGGGCCACACCAACAUCGUGGAGUAUCUCAUCCAGGAGCAGCCGGCCACCCAGGAGGCGCUGCCGGGGCGCGAGCGAGGCGGGCCCGGUGGCGCGGUGCAGCCCCAGAGUGGCCUCCGCUCCCGCCCGGAGGAGCCUCCUAGCGGCGAGUCCUACGAGAGCUGCUGCCCCACCAGCCGCGAGGCCGCGGUGGAGGCCUUGGAGCUGCUGGGCGCCACCUACGUGGAUAAGAAGCGGGAUCUGCUGGGCGCCAUGAAACACUGGAGACGGGCCAUGGAGCUGCGGCACCAGGGGGGCACCUACCUGCCCAAACCGGAGCCCCCGCAGCGCGUCCUGGCCUACGACUACUGCAAGGAGGUGAACACCGCCAAGGAGCUGGAGGCGCUCAUCACCGACCCUGACGAGAUGCGGAUGCAGGCCCUCUUGAUCCGUGAGCGCAUCCUGGGUCCCUCGCACCCGGACACGUCCUAUUAUAUCCGGUACAGGGGUGCCGUGUACGCCGACUCGGGCAAUUUCGAGCGCUGCAUCCACCUGUGGAAGUACGCCCUGGACAUGCAACAGAACAAUCUGGAGCCCCUGAGCCCCAUGACCGCCAGCAGCUUCCUGUCGUUCGCCGAGCUCUUCUCGUACGUGCUCCAGGACCACGCGGCCAGGGUCAAGGGCAGCGUGGACACGCACAUCGGCUUUGCAGACCUCAUGGGGGUGCUGUGCAAAGGGGUCCGGGAGGUGGAACGGGCCUUGCAGCUGCCCAAGGAGCCCGGGGAAUCGGCCCAGUUCACCAAGGCCCUGGCCAUCAUCCUCCACCUGCUCUACCUGCUGGAGAAAGUCGAGUGCACGCCCGAGCAGGAGCAUCUGAAGCACCAGACCGUGUACCGGCUGCUGAAGUGCGCCCCCCGCGGCAAGAACGGCUUCACCCCUCUGCACAUGGCCGUGGACAAGGAGACCCAGAAGGUGGGCCGCUACCCGGUGGGCAUAUUCCCCUCCCUCCAGGUGGUCAAAGUGCUGCUCGACUGCGGGGCAGACCCGGACAGCAGGGACUUUGACAAUAACACCCCGCUGCACAUCGCGGCCCAGAACAACUGCCCGGCGAUCAUGAACGCCCUCAUCGAAGCGGGGGCCCACAUGGAUGCCACCAACGCCUUCAAGAAGACGGCCUACGAGCUGCUGGACGAGAAGCUGCUGGCCAAGAGCACCAUUCAGCCCUUCAACUAUGUCACCCUGCAGUGCCUUGCCGCCCGCGCCCUGGACAAGAACAAGAUCCCCUACAAGGGCGUCAUCCCUGAGGAGCUGGAGGCCUUCAUCGAGUUGCACUGACCCCGUCCUGAAGGGAGAAACCGGGAGGGGUGUAGCCCACACCGGUCCUCGUCCCCUCUUGGUGAUGUUUCACGUGGCACAAAGUGAGAACGGCUCUCCCGCCUCCAGGGCCCUUCACCUCUGCAGAGAGCGGGAAGGGAGUUAGCGAGCUGCUGGUGCUAGGAGCCUUCCAGAUCUCGUGCUUGGGGGUCUGUCUUUCUCUGGAGUACACGCACCCGUCCUUCGUUGGGGGGAGACGCACAACUUUGCACACAUCCUGUCUGCCGUGGUUUUGGGGAAUUUGGCCUUCUCAGCUUGAGGCAGAGGGAUCGAAACCAUUGCCUUCCUCCCCUCCUAGAAACAAGAAGAAGCCGGGAAUCAAGUCCGUCCUCCUUUGCCCUUUACGUGGCUGGAUCGACGUGGCUGCCAAAUGCAGUGUUAGGACUGGGGGCUCCCAAGGUGGGAAGUUAAAGGCUCAAGAAACAAGACCAGCUCUCACUUCUUCCGGCACCAUCCGGACUGUUUCCCUCCCUCGUUGCCGUGGGCACAGCCGCGUGGGCAGGGCUCACUGCCAGGGCAGCCUGCCACUUACGUAGCUUUCGGCUGGUUUGGUGUUUCAUUUACUUCAUAAGUGGGCAGGUUACAGGCCUUGCAUGGGAGUCCUGAGGUUUUGCUGCCAUUCUGGGUUUUUUUUUUAAAGAAUUUAGUUUGUCAGACUUGAUGAGUUAAUGUCACCCAGCGAGGGUUUGCUGUGCCUGAGGUGGCCGAGGCCAUCAGCAGUGAGCUUUAUGACGUGAAGACUUUGGCGAGGGAGGUGGACGUCCUUGCCGUCGGUCCCUAAAACACAGGUGACUGCGUUUCUUAAAACUUCGUGUGGGCUUCCUGACUCCCUGUUCUCGUAGGAAGAGAAGUAUUUUCCAAACAGCAGAGGAGCCAGGCUCGGCACGAGUUGCCCUCCAAGCAAGAGCUCGCAUGAUUGGCUUGGGGGUCGGUUUUCACGGUCUCUGAAUUAGAACCCCAGGCCGCUUCAGCCUCAUGCGUUGCAUAUAAAUGCACGGUUUCAUGAUGGGCGUAUCCAGCCCAAGUGACUGUAGCCACUUUUUUUUUUUUUUAGCUGCUCAAGGACCCGAAUCCAGGUCUUCCUGAGAAGAGCCCAAGGACAGCAUUAACUCCAUAAUCGAGCUAGAGGAGACAGUGAAUGUGGAGAAUGAGUUGCCAAUGAAGGGGUUAUAAAGUCUUGAUUUUCUGUCCCCUGGGGUAUAACGUGCCCGCACUAGGGAACCUGACUCUGUGAGAUUUUUCUUAGGUGUGAUACUGCAUCCGUCCUGGCAGGCCAAAGGAGACUGUUCUCGGCCUGCUUGGAGAGCAGCGAGUCGCAGAAGGGGACGGAAGCAGCGGCCCCCACAGCUCAGGAGAAGGGUCACUUUCAGGACAGCGGCAUUCGAAUCCUGUGCCUCUCAUGCGGCCACACCAUGGGGCAGCUCCAUGGAGGCCCUCAGAAGCCACAGCGGGUCCCCGAUGUCCUGCCCUAGGAGGAAACGAGGUCUCGUUUGGAUUUGCAGUGUUAGUUAGCACAUUAUUUAUUUACAGGACCAGGUUUUACCUCCCACCGAGGCGGGAAACGCAGCUGCCAUUCCUCCCAAAGCACGGAAGGAAGGAACGAGGCGGUUCCAAUGGUGAGUCUCAGGCGCCGAGGUUUAAGUCGAUAAAAAGACGCCGUUGGAAGAGAACCGCCUGACAGUUCCUUGCUGGCGUGGGUCGGGGGAAGGCGGCGGGAGGGGGCCGUGGGGCGUAAGAGGCCCUGGGGCUGGUCCGUGGAAGGGACCGUUCCUCAGGCCACCGUCUCACUGGAGGAGUUUGCUUACGUGCUGGGGCUUUGUGUCCGAGUCCUUUCAGAAAACGUGUUACUGCAUUAAAAGAAAAAAGUGAAAACCACCGA
Messenger RNA from Equus quagga, 4017 nucleotides. It is a transcript of the gene FEM1A, whose product is annotated as fem-1 homolog A. The record is from RefSeq and is a predicted model, not a curated record. The transcript has a single exon. Gene Ontology annotation, molecular function: protein binding. Bases 114 to 2099 code for a protein of 661 amino acids. Lineage: Eukaryota; Metazoa; Chordata; Mammalia; Perissodactyla; Equidae.